Messenger RNA from Lotus japonicus, 1116 nucleotides. RefSeq lists its product as uncharacterized. Bases 254 to 679 code for a protein of 141 amino acids. The record is from RefSeq and is a predicted model, not a curated record. Lineage: Eukaryota; Viridiplantae; Streptophyta; Magnoliopsida; Fabales; Fabaceae. The transcript has 4 exons. Gene Ontology annotation, biological process: endoplasmic reticulum to Golgi vesicle-mediated transport. Gene Ontology annotation, cellular component: TRAPP complex.
ACACCCAAAAUUAGCUAGAAUUAAUUUGAACCCACUAGAAUACUAGAAUUGAUUUUACUUAGUUCCAAACCGAGUCAUUUAACCGGCCGGUUCAAUAUCUCUCUUUGGAAGGAGCAACAUCGAGCUACAGUUAUCAAAGCUUGAAAGUUGAAAGGAAGAUCGGGAGUGGAUCUUGUGUGAGCUUUAUUCGAUCGAGUAUGUAGCUAACAUCUCCUCAUCUUCACUUUCUCUGAUUCUGGUAAAGGCUUUUGGAAUGGCAGCUAUUUACAGUCUUUACAUCAUCAACAAGUCUGGUGGAUUGAUCUACUAUAAGGAUUAUGGAUCUGCUGGACGAAUGGAUACCAAUGAUACGUUACGGGUGGCUAGUUUAUGGCAUUCCAUGCAUGCCAUCUCUCAGCAGUUAUCACCUGUUUCAGGUUGUGCAGGAAUUGAGCUACUCCAAGCUGACACAUUUGAUCUCCAUUGCUUCCAAUCACUGACAGGGACAAAGUUUUUUGUGGUCUCUGAGCCUGGAACUCAACAAAUGGAAAGUUUAUUGAAAUUCGUAUAUGAAUUAUACACGGAUUAUGUUUUGAAGAACCCCUUCUAUGAGAUGGAGAUGCCUAUUCGUUGUGAGCUCUUCGAUAUCAACCUAACUCAAGCAGUACAAAAAGAUCGUGUUGCAUUGUUGGCCCGAUGAACCCCUUCUAGGUUUUUGUUCAAAAAUAUUCUGCACUCUCCUAAAUUUGUUAUUCAAUGUCUUGUAUGGGGUGCUACUCUCUUUUACUAGACAAGUUAAUGUCCAACGACCAAUAGGUGAAAUUCAUUAUUUGCUCCCAUCCCUUUUCUGGUACAAAUGCAGUGCCAGUGUGUGUCUAUGUAGAUCACUACUAUCUUACCAUUUGGUGAUUGGUUCAGGGGUAUGUGGAUUCACCAAAGGUGGUACAAGGAUUUAGGUUUGAGUGUUGUGUAUAAAAAAAUGUUGGAAAAGUUAGUUUCACCGCAUUGUGGCACGAUGUGGAUAUUUCCAAAUUUAUGUCUUUGAAGUGUAUGACUGAACAAAACCUAAGCACAAAGCAAUGAAAUGAAGCUUAGCUAGAAGGGUUUUUUUCUCACUUUAAAAAUUCCAUUCCUAAA